Molecule: messenger RNA, 5437 nt
Organism: Dreissena polymorpha
Lineage: Eukaryota; Metazoa; Mollusca; Bivalvia; Myida; Dreissenidae
Product: protein rolling stone-like
Exons: 5
Coding region: 304-1227 (307 amino acids)
Cellular component (GO): membrane
Source: RefSeq, a predicted model, not a curated record
AUGCACUCACAAAACUGUGUAGAUUUCUGUUAUCGUUAUUAUUGACUUCUUUUACUAAGCAAUUGUGGUAAUAUAUAUCGUAUGUUUGGUUCGUUGUAUGAAAAAAAAUCGUCAACAGAUCUACGGGUAGAACCAGUACUUGGUGUACAAGUAUUUGGGGGAAUCUCAAGAACACUCCCCCAGUUAGGAUCGAGCCCGUGACGAUACGGUCGCUAGGCGGACACCACGUCGUCGUCCACCAGGCAAUGACAACCUUGACACUUCGGAAGUUAACGCUUCGGGGCCUUUACUACUGUAGCCUGCAUGACAAUGUCUGGCAGCCAGUGUUGUGGGAGUGUGAGACGGGAGCUGCAGAGAAAGUACUUUGGUUUUACAGAGGCCCAUCCAGCCCGCUUCUGCUUUUGGCAGUGGAGAGUUCCUCCCCUUGCAAUACUCUUGUACCGUUUCUGUGUGGCGGCCUACACAAUGUUCUGGGUGAUUUACACAUCGAGAAAUACUCCAGACACGAAGAUCCAAGAACAUUCCAUCUCCAUUAUGGCGUUUCUGACCACGUGGACGUACAUUGUACUCACCGUUUAUCUCGUUCUUCACUUCAUUAUCACCUGCGUUCAUUUCCUGAAAUCUGAGCUUGGCCUCUUGCGACGGCUGACGAGUGAGAACCAUCGCCGGUUGUUCCACGAGCUCCAGGUUCAGCCGAGUCUGUGGGGGAACCAGGAAUACGAGUAUGUGCCGGGAACCGCAGAUGGCACGGAUGUCGAGCUGGUCAUCACAUACUCCCCCAACCUGUUGUCGAAAAUCGUUUGGAUUUUAUACAACAUAGCGUCGUCUGCAUCAAUUAUGGUAACGAUCCUGUUUUGGGCAUUGCUGUUCCCGUAUUUACCAAAGGAGGGCGACAAGUACUUGCUUUUCAACAUUCAACUGCACGCAGUCACGUCCGUGAUCGUGAUCCUGGAGCACAGCCUCUCUGCCAUACCAAUCAGACUACAACACGCCAUCUUCACGCUGAUCUACGGCCUGUGUUACUUGACCUUUGCCGGUAUCAUGUAUGCCGUCCAUCACAGUAACAUCUUUUACCCUGGAGUCUUGGACUUCAGUCAGCCCAGUCGCACGGCAGUGAUGUGCGUAGUGGUCGUCUUUGUGGUGUUGCCCCUGAUUCAGCUCUUCUUGUUUGGCAUUUACAAGUUCCGUAUGUGGCUAUUUGAUACCUGCAACCCAGAGGAGUUGUAAUGGUUUUCCAAAGUUAUUGCCCUUUGUUCAUGUGUUAAUGUGGUUUCAAUGUCUUUUUUUCCUGUGAGAUUAUUAUAUAUAAGUAAAAUGGGUAUGAAAAGUGCUAUUACUAACAUGUUUAAAUUUCUUUAAGGAGGUAUUGUAGCAGUUGUACAGAGGUAACCAGUAGAUAAUAUUAUGAGAAAUUAAUGAAUUUGUGUUGCUUGUACAUUUAAUACACAGAGGAAAAAUUGCCUCUGCUCUUUUUCUAUAUUAACAAAGUUAUUGACAUUUGUUUAUGUUAUUGUGCACUCUAUAAUUCCUUCAAGGGGUUUGCAAAAUUUGCAAAAAAAUUACUUGCCCUCAUUGUUUCAGUAAAAAAUUGUUGUUCUAAAGCUAUUGUGCCCCAUUUUGAAAAUUACAGUCAAUCUUGUGGAUGCGACCACUUGUAUAAAGCGACCUUUGUCUUAUGCGACCAUUUUGAAAUCCCACGGAGCUUCUUAGCUAUAUAAUGAUAUUGUAUUAAGCGACUUUUGUCUUACGCGACCAACGACCGCUGAUUUUUAACCAGGUUUUCCGAAGGAAUAAACUGGUUAUUAGAUUGGCGAAUGCGGGCGGGCUGGCUGGCUGUCUGGCGGGCGGGCGGAACGAGCUUGUCCGGGCCAUAACUAUGUCAUUCUUUGUCAGAUUUUAAAAUCAUUUGUUCACCAUCAUUGGACGGUGUGUCGCGCGAAAUAAUUACGUCGAUAUCUCCAAGGUCAAGGUCACACUUUGAGUUCAAAGGUCAAAAAUGGCCAUAAAUGAGCUUGUCCUGGCCAUAACUAUGUCAUUCAUUGUGAGAUUUUAAAAUCAUUUGGCACAUUUGUUCACCAUCAUGGGACGGUGUUUCGCACGAAAGAAUCACGUCAAUAUCUCCAAUGUCAAGGUCGCCACGACAAAAAAUUUUUUUUAAAAACAAACUUACAAAGGGGGUUAAUUUUGUUUGUUCAUUUCAAAAGUUCAGUUUGAGUUUUCUCCCUUUAUCAGAUUUUUUUUUCACAAUGAAAACCUGGUUUUGUGACAAUUUUGUCCCUUGUUGUGUAUUUUGAUGUCCGAAUCUUGAAUUUAGCGACCACUAGGAGGUAAAAGUGGUUAAUCUAUUGAUCUUUCAGGGACAAAUCCGUGUUAAUUAUUUAUCUAAGCCGAUAAGAUGUACUGUUACACCUCUGCUUUGUUUUCACACCAACCAUUAUGAUUAUGCUUUAUCUCGUUGACCGGUUCUGACCGGUAUUGUUGUAGACUGCGUAUCAAUUUAUUGAGUUGAAUAAUAGAGGAACGUAGUACACACAGUCUACAGCUUAGUUUACUAUGUGGAACGUUAAGAGACAACGCCGAUUUUUCUCGAGUAUAGAUAACAGGUGCAGAAACAAUGCACUGUACGCGACAAACAUUUCCUGAGAAGUGCGGAAAAUAAACUAUUAAUCAGCAACAUCUGUCGAAAUCCGAACAUUACCAAUUUGUAAUUAUGCUAAUAAGUAGAUAUUUGUUAGCCAAUCACAUUGUUAUUUACUUUAUAAAUUUUCCAAUCAGGUCUGUUUGUUUGUUUUCAAUUGACGUGUUUUAAUUUUUUCAGUAUCAUUAUCGAGUCAGAUUUCCUUAAGCGUACAUGCAGAAAUUAAAAUGUCAAAACGAAAAGUGUUAACGUUGAACGAGAAAAUUCGGGUUUUGGACGUAAAAUUGCAGAUGAGUUUGGAGUCGGUAAAACUCAAAUUCAGAACAUUCUUAAGCGUAAAGCCGAGGUGCUUGAAGACGUGGAAAAAAUGUGUCAGGUGAAAAAAAAAAACGCGAAAAAUAUUUCCUUGUCUAUGUUGUUUUUGCAAAUAAAUAUGUACACACAAUUCAUUUAUAGUAAAUGAUAAUUUAUAAUAAGUGAAAAAAUAAAACACAUUUAAGUAAAAUAUUGUUUAUAUAUUGUGUUUAUAUUCAUUUUAUUAUUAAUGUUAAAAUCAUUGUUGACAAAAGAGAUUAUCCUUCAUAUAGAUUAAAAUUGAGAGUAAGCAUUCUUCCAGAAUGGCCUUUUUUAUUUAAAGACCAUUUUAUUAAGAGACCACUUUUGAUUACUCCCUUGAGUGGUCUCUUAAUACAAGAUUGACUGUAUUUAAAACUGAGAUUUCUUUACAAAUAUCAAAUUGUGGCUUGGUAAUGUCUGGAUAGGUAUAAACAUAUACUCCUUUAUUGGGGGUAAAAAAAGGAUCAUUUCAUUUUGGAAAUUUCCAUAUACAUUUUUUUCCGUUUUUUUUUUAACUUAUCAAAGAUCUACAGAGAAAAUCAAGGGUAAGUAAGGAUUGCAAAAAGUUACAACUCUUUUUCUAUUCAAUGUUUUUGGAGUUAUUGUCCAUGGCUUUUUAGCUCACCUGAGCACAACGUGUGAACCAAAUGACCCAAAGCCCUUUGUAUUAGUUUGUAUUAUUAUUGCUCUUUAUUGCCCUUUGUUUAGUUAUUUGUGAAAAGCAUACACUAUUAAUAUUAGUAUUAAUUGUGUGAAAUGAAAAUUCAUCUAACAAUAGCCUAAAUUAUGAUUUCCGUUUUUCAAUACAUAAAGAAAACUUUUUUUCUUCUCCCUAUUUCUCCUACAUUAAAUGUCAAUAUAACCCUUUUGGGUCUAAACAGUUUUUCAGAGCAUUUAGCACUUAACAAGGACAGCACCUGUUUUACAAUGUUUUAUUCUGUAAUACUAAGCGUAGAAAAGUUUGAUUGGUAGCAUACAUAUGGUCCGUGCUAUGUGAAAAGGGGGUUUAAUGCAUGUGGCUGUGCGUAAAGUUUUGCCUCAUAUUUGCAUAUGUAGUCUGCACAGGUUUAUCAGGAACCACACUUCCCCCAUUUGUGAUAUUUUUCUUGUAAAAAUAGUAUUUUGGCAAAAAUCAAGUUUAGACGGAAAGUGUCCUCCCUGACUGCACAUUAGACGGAAAGUGUCCUCCCUGACUGCACAGGCUAAUCUGUGUCAAUACUUUGGGAAAUUGCGCACGUGCAUAUGACCCCCUUUUCACAGAAUGUGUCUCAUAUAAUUAGUUUGUCUGAUGUUGAUGUCUCCAGUCUUCAAAUCAGAAUAUGGAAUCUUGUUUUUUGCAAUAACCCGGUGUAUUAUUUGUGUGUUCUAUUUUAUAAAAUUAUAUAUAUCUUUUAUGUUAGGUUAUAAAUAUAAUUUUGUCUGAAAGUCAAACAUGUACUGUACUUGCCUUUUUUUGCUCACCGGAGAAAACUUCCUCAUGGUGUGCUUCUAUGAUCAGCUUUUGUCUGUUGUUCGUUGUCCACAUGUACCUUGUGAACUCUCUAAAUGCCACAUUUAUUGCUCAAUCUUCAUAAACUUUGUCAACACAUUUGUUUUAAUUAUGUCUUAACUGAGUUGGAAAGUGAGUUACAUAAGGUCACUUUUUUUUUAAAAAUUUUUCCCAAUCAUAAAACUUGUUCAGGACUUUUGUUUCGAUUAUGUAAGCGCCGAUUUCAAAAAUUGUAAUCGAUCAUUGAAAAACAUGGGCGACAAGGAAAAGGGAAAGAUUUUCUUUAGUUAAACCAUGUGAACACUUGUCAAGUCAUAUUUUUUGUCCAAUCUUCAUGAAACUUGCAUAGAAAAUUUGUCUCGUGAUAUCUCAGUUAAGUUUGAAAUUGGUUGUGGCGGAUUGAAAAUCAUUGCCACCAGGCGACAGGGAAGUUUUCCUUAUUUUGCUAUAGGGUUUUCCCCCAAAGACACCUAGUACUGGUUCUACCCAGAAAAAAGACUCAAUAGUAUCUCAUUAAACAAUAUUAUGCAUCGAGCUAAAAUGAUUGAAACUGGUUUCAUCAUAACUAAAAAAAUCAUGUUUUGUUUUUUACACCAUAUAUUAAUUUCACAUAAACAAGUACAUGUAUGGUAAUAUUUCAAUUUAUGUAAUUUAGUUUUUACACCUAACAUAGCAACAUUUGUUUACACAUACCCAAUAACUACCGUAGGUAAUUUAAUAGAAAACUAUACACAUAUUUAUUUUCAUUUAUGACUGUAUGAAUAAUAUUUCAUUGAACACUACUCAUUGUAAUUAUCAUUUCAUAUUUAAAUAGAAUUGUAAGAUGACUAUAUAUUGUAUCAUGUAAACUUGCAUGAAAAAACUUGUUCUUAUACAACAAAUCUCAAAGUAUAAACAGAUCUGGUUGUUAUGUAUGACAGACACUGCGCUUUGGGAUCAGGAUAUAUUUGUAAGGUUAGAGCGAUGUUUAUGAA